UCUUAUAUAUCGAAUAUAGGUACAUUGUGCGGCAUCGCGAUACAACAGAGAUUUUUUUAUACUUAGCUCGAACUUCAACAGGUUUAAACCGCACUGUACUGCAGACUUAUUUGUAAAUGCGAGUCGAUUUUUAUGCAUCUGUUAUCGCGAAUUUAAAUUCCUAAUUUACCGGUGUUGUUUGUUCGGUGUAAAUUGUUUAUGUGCCAUUUUUCAUAUGGGUUUAUCUGUAGUUGACCAUAAAACGACAACACGAAUUAACAAUCGCAGAAGAUCGUUCUUCUGAAAAUGGCUUUCUAAUUAUACAGACUGGCUUAAAGGAGACAGAAUAAAAGUACCCUAAGGACUUGAUAAAAUAUACAAAAAAUACCACUUCGUAGCUCCAGCUCGUCAGUUUCAGUUUCGUAUAUUCUUAAUCGCAGUGCGGGUGUUUAUUUUAUCUUUUUGGAAACUGUUCGCGUUUAGUGCGUUUUAAUUUUUCGUUUUUUUUUGGUUUUUUGUUUCUUACUUGACGAAUAAUUCGAGAGUGUUUUUUUUUUCAUACGUGUGUAUAAAUUUUCUCGAAGCAAUUACUGGCUCUACGAAAAAUCAACGGUAAUGCGGACCAUUCAGCAAUUCAACUGUGAUGAAUCUAACGAAAAGUGAGUUUGGCUUCAGGCAAAAUUUGAUUUUCCGUUUGUUGAUUGUGGCACUGGCUAUGGAAGCGAUAACGUGCUGCGGACCGGGCAGAAGUGGCGGAAGACAACGGAUACAGAAAAAGCUCAAGCCUUUGGUGUUCAAACAACACGUGCCGAAUUUCGCCGAGAAAACUUUGGGCGCUAGUGGACCCCAGGAGGGGAAAAUUACCAGGAGUGAUCCGAGGUUCAAGCAUUUGGUACCCAAUUACAAUUCCGAUAUUAUUUUUAAAGAUGAAGAAGGCACCGGAGAGGAUAGAUUGAUGACGCAGAGAUGCAAAGAAAGACUGAACACAUUAGCAGUCAGCGUAAUGAACUUAUGGCCGGGCGUUCGACUGCGUGUAAUCGAGAGCUGGGAUAGCGAAGGAUCGCACCAUCCGGAAUCCUUACACUACGAAGGACGUGCGGUCGAUAUCACGACAUCGGAUCGAGAUUCCUCCAAGUACGGCAUGCUAGCGCGUUUAGCCGUAGAAGCUGGCUUCGAUUGGGUUUAUUAUGAAAGCAGAUCUCACGUACAUUGUUCCGUAAAGUCAGAAAGUUCACAAGCUGCAAAAUCAUUAGGAUGUUUCAACGCAAACGAUACGAUCCUACUGGAAACUGGAGAAAGAAUACACAUGUCUCGUUUAGAAAUCGGAGACCGCGUACUAACUUUAAAUUCCGAAGGAAAUCUCGAGUAUAGUCCAGUGCUGAUGUUCAUGCAUCAUAGUCCGAAACAAGUAUCUAGAUUUUUGAAGAUCACCUUGCAUUCUGGAAUGAAUAUUACCAUUACUCCUUCGCAUUUGAUAUUAAAAUGGCAAAAACCUAACGUCACCAUGCUCCACAAUGCCAUACCUGUUUAUGCUAAAGAUGUCGACGUGAAUGAUCAACUGCUGAUACGCGGCAAUGACUCUCGUCGACAAUUAUUUGUAGAUAGAAUUAUUAAUAUUGAGGUAGUUUACCAAACCGGAGUAUACGCGCCGCUUACGGAGACCGGCACAAUAGUGGUUAAUGAUGUAGUCGCAUCUUGCUACGCGGUGAUCUAUAGCCAAAGACUUGCUCAUUUAGCAUUCGCUCCGAUUAGAGUUUUCAAUUCGGUUGCAACUAGUUUUAAUAAUUUUUAUGAUACUAUGACUAAAGCAGUCAAAACGAAAAGUCAAAGUAGUACUUUAGCUGUUAGGCAAACCAGACAUGCCCCACAACCCCAAAAUGGCAUUCACUGGUAUUGUAGAUUUCUUCAAAGUAUCGCUGAUUACGUCGUACCGAGUAAUUUCUUCAUAGUUGAUUCGAAUCUUAGGAUAACUUCCAGAGUAACAGGAUUAGUAGGAUCGGUUAUCAAUAAUUUCGAUCCAUUGAUCAAAUUGAGUUCUUUGAGCGUUUUCUUUAAAUUAUCUCUAGUACGUUCUUCGAUGCUUGGCACAGUUGACAUGUACAACGUGCGAUUUUUACCUUCGAAUUCGGACUGCAAACUAAACAGUCGUCUUUUCGUUCUGCUUCGUAAGAUGGAACAGCAACUAGUAGCUAGUUUGAAAGCUUCUGUAACGCAGACAGCGGCGAUCACAGCAUUCGUAGAAGCUACAGCGGGGAUAAUGUGUUUAACAACACCCUGCACUAGUCGAUAUCAAUUCAAUUCAAAAAUGGUUUCCGAGGAACUGCUCGAAACAAUCCACAAAAUUGAAAAAGAAGAACUUUCCAUCGAACAAACUCUUCCACCAAAAUACCUGUUACCAUUUAUCAAGGAUACCCAAGUGCUCUACAUUUAUAAAAAGAAAAAAGUCGUAGAAAGUGAACCAGAAGAUGUUCACAAUCAAUUCAAAACUCCUUUCAGCGAUGAUACUCUGGAAGAAUUGGAUUUGACCGGUCAACCCCUGGAAUGUCCUUUUGAUGCGGAUGAGACUACUCGGUCAGACAAAAUGAUUGUUGAAAAACGAGAACAAGAUGAUAACUGUCCUUUGACUCUACGAAAAGCCAGAGAGAUUCUUUCGCACCUGAAUUUAAGCUCCGAGUUGGCUGUUCCUGUUUUUAUUCUGACAGAUGGAACUGACAAAAGUCGAACUAUUCUGUUGGGUUCUGCGAGAAAAGAAGGAUGGUUUAUUCGAUCUUGGGUCACUGUCGAAGAUUUCUCUCGUGAUUCAAAUGCCAUGACGAGUAUCGAAAAGAUGAUCGAAAAUCAUAAUAAAAUUUCGCUAAUGAAUCCUAUUCAUACUGAUUCUGAAGUUCAUGCUAAAUACAUCAUCGAAUCGACUAGCGAAUGUGAUGUCACGUUUUUGAAAAGUUCCGCUGAUCGGAUGGAAGUGAAUUUAUCGUGGAAAACACCUACUUUUACGAUACCUUUAAACGAAACAUCCGUAGAAAUUACCAUCGAUUGCUGUAUUGCGAACGAAGAAAGUGAAAUUUCUCAUCUAUGGGAUCAACUGACAUUGCUGUAUGAUUAUCUCGAAAUGAUCAAAGCCUGCAAAUCAGAUCUGAGUGCCAAAGGGCCAUAUUCGAGACAUUCCGUCGAUUUACCCAGUUUGGAACCCGAGGUAACUCGAAAAAUACCCAUGAAGGAUACCCUUACUCAAUUAUUGCUCGAAGCUAAUCAAAUAACUGGUAUUUCGUUAACUGGUCGAAACGCUGAUUUCGAAAAGAAAACACUCGAACAAAUCGUGCAAGUUAUAACGAGUGAAAAAAAAGAACAAGAAUUCACAGACAGAUUAUGGAAUCUCUUAAUUGGAAGUUCUGCAUACGAAGAAAUACGAUCAUGUUUCGAAAUAGUUUGCCAAUAUGUCAGAAAUGGCGCUAGUAAACCAUACAUAAAAACCACGAAUAUCACUAGACUGGCUCAUGUUCUUCGUAUAUGUCAAAGUAAUCCGUCACAUUCCGAGCUGACUUUGGAAUCCUUGGAAUUGCUGGUAGAAAUAGGUAUCGAGAAACUCAAAAAGGAAUACAUCAGCGUAUACUUAUUGGCUAAAAUCGCUUCUUCGGAACAAUUACGUAUUCCGUCUCUACCCAAAUUUUCCGAAGUAAAUGCCGCAGAUUGGGUCGAUCAUUGUUCUAAAUGGAUCACUUGGCUUACCAGAGUGCAUAUCGUUCUGCAAUUGAUGCUGGUCACAGAAAAUGUUAUGAAAACUAAAGCUUGCAUAAUUCCUUUAACUGCUCUAACGCUUCAGCACUAUUUGAGCGAAAAAUCUCCAAUUCAGGAGUUACCAAAUCCUCGAACGAUUAAUUCUCAGUCAUUUACCACACCGGUUAAUACCAGAGAUUUGCAAGAUUUAUUAAAUAACCGCAAAAAAACUCCAUUCAAUUCAUGGACGUUGACCUUACGUUCGACGAAACCUAGCAAAGAAGUGAUUAGCAUUUAUCACCGUAAUAUGGAUGAAAUUUUUCCUUCGUUUGUUUCUGCAAUUGAUGAUUUUGACGAAGAUAAAAAUACUUCGAUACAUUUGUCCAAUUAUCAUUGUUACGAUUUUCAUAGCGUUUCGGAUAAAUUAUUAUGAUACUUUGAUUAGAUUAUGAAAAUGAAAAUUGCCAGAAAUGAGGAGCUAAGGCUACAACGAUCAAAGCAUUCCAAUACUCUCAACUUGAAUCACCUCUACUUUCUUGUAUCGUCCUCUGAAAAAAUGCUCUUUUGUUAUAAUAUUUUUCUCAAUAGUUUUUUCAUGUGAAAUAUUUUAUUAUUGAUAUAUUUUUCAUCACUUUCAAGUUGAAUUAGAUUUUUUUUAUUCUCUCAA
Planococcus citri (citrus mealybug) is the source of this 4360-nucleotide messenger RNA. RefSeq lists its product as uncharacterized. Gene Ontology annotation, biological process: multicellular organism development; smoothened signaling pathway; intein-mediated protein splicing. The transcript is spliced from 20 exons. The record is from RefSeq and is a predicted model, not a curated record. Gene Ontology annotation, molecular function: patched binding; calcium ion binding. Gene Ontology annotation, cellular component: RZZ complex. Lineage: Eukaryota; Metazoa; Arthropoda; Insecta; Hemiptera; Pseudococcidae. Bases 623 to 4126 code for a protein of 1167 amino acids.